CCCACCACCAGAGCAACCGCCGGGCCUCGAGAGCCUCCGUCGCUGCUGGCCUUACUCGUUCUCGGGCGGCCGGCGGGUUUCAGUCGCCCCCCGCCCGCCCGAUCGUCAGCCAGGGCGGCCGACCAGCCAGUUCGUCCCCCAGGCCGUUUUUUGCCCCUUCCUUUCCUCUUUCCCACACAAAACAGCCUUCGCCACAGCAUCUGAAGCAGACAAAAUGCCGUCGCGGACGCUCUCGACCCUGCAACGGGCCUCCGAGGGAGCCCAAGCAACGAUCUGCCGGGGAGAUGCGGCGACUCACCAGCGACGCUGCGCUGGGAUGCUGGUCCGCCGGCUCGGUCGCUGCCUUGGGCUUUUCUCUGUCCUCUGGUCUUCGUCCGUCCUCACUAUCGCGGCGUUGCUCUUGGUUGGAAAGCCUCCGUGCACUCGCUCAUGACUUCCAACAGCUCGUCCAUCCCGGUCAGCACCUCGGCUGCUGCCGAUCCAUGUGUCCAAAGCUUCAAUCUCACAGGAUGUUCCAGCGGCGGCUACGACUGCUGCUACGGAGGGCCAUGCUCUCCGCUGCCGUCGCGCCCAAGCUGUUCGCUACAGUGUUCCGGGAUCGCAAAUAGCUCGACCUCGUCGCCAUGGAGAUGCUCCAUGCGGCUGUGUCUGCAAGACAGCAGUAUCUGCUCGGAUGGCUCGUAUUGCGACGUCGUUGCCCAUUCGUGCCUGUCGCAAAAGGGCAUGCUGGAGUAUUGUUCGGUAGAUCAAGCGGCGUCCGCAAGCAGCCCCUGCCAGUCCGGCUACUGCUGGCUUGGCCGAUGCACCCCAAGUCCGGUCCUGGUUCUGUCGCUGAGCUCUGCGGCGCUGCUGCUCCUAAUCGCUGGUCUGGGCUGGAGCUUGCGCCAGUUCUGCCAAAGGCGAUCUCGCAGAUACCCCAAGGCCCCGAGCCCUCUGAACUCACUCAGCAGCUCGUCCGGCUCAUCGGGCAAAUGCUCCAAGUGGGGCGAUUCCCAUGACGCUGGCGACACCAUCGAGAUCGUGAGUCUCUCGCCGCACCACAAUGCAAGAUCCGGUUCAUGGGUGUCUCGCCAAAGUUCCCGGUGCUCAGGCGUCGAUUCCGAGCCCGCCGGAUGGGUCGCUGGCGACUGCGAUUCCGAUGCCAUGUCCCGAUCGUCUACCCUUCGGGUUCCCAGCGUCUCGGGCAUCUCCGAGUCUGAUCGCACAUAUCUCAGGUGCUUCAUCGAGAACCCUGGGGCACAUACGUUCCUUUCGCCAGCGACUCCCACGGCUCGGGUCUGUGCCGUCCCUUGGCUCGACUCUCCCGAACAGGGCUCUCCCAAGCACCAGGAUCCGGCACCCUCCCCUCGGUGGCCGAUGCUGUCGCCGUGCUUGAACAGCCCCACGAAUCCGCGAUGGACGGCCUCGGCAGCGUCGGCCACAUUCUCCGCCAGCCAUGAGAGCAUCAUGCUCACGGGCAUAAUCGAUUCCUAUGCCUUUGAUGAAAACGACGACGGCGACACCGGGCCCCACUCGAUAGCCCCUAUGCCGACCUCGACCUCGAUCUCGACCCCAGAGGGGCCGCCUGCUCUGGCGACGCACAAAAGUUCUAAUGUCGCCAUCGGGGAACCGGUUCUUCUGACCAUCCCAGGUCCGCCGGCACCAGCAAUGUCGGCCACGUACCCCAGGCACCUGCGAGACUGGGAUGCAGUCCAGGUUCACCGACCUCGGCUCACCCUGUCGUCGUUCCAAGAGCGCUGAAUUGGCAUCGGGGUGAUCACUCUCGCAGCCUACAUCCACGGCACAGUUCUGCUGUGAUCGAUACUCGCUAUCCGAUUCCUGGCGGACAACACUUUCAACCCUCCACAAUUACUUUGCACGAUCAAUCAUCUGUUCACAAGCCAUUUCUUGUUUUACUGCACACCCAAGCGAAUGGGACGCCCUGUUUGGCCAGGACUGUCGCUAUUUUCUGGGUGCCGAAUACACACCCAUCCAUUGCCCAUCAUGGCCGGGUGUGCUCACAAACAUUCUUUACAACAUCUUAUGUGCGAAUGUACUCU
Polychytrium aggregatum is the source of this 2039-nucleotide messenger RNA. RefSeq lists its product as uncharacterized. The record is from RefSeq and is a predicted model, not a curated record. Bases 430 to 1740 code for a protein of 436 amino acids. Lineage: Eukaryota; Fungi; Chytridiomycota; Chytridiomycetes; Polychytriales. The transcript has 2 exons.